AAUGUUUUAAUCAUUGAAAAACGUAAUUGAAAAAAAUUAUGUGAAUAAUUGGGUAUAUUGUGUUAUUGUUUUCGCUUUUAAAGAAUCGUCAAUUAUAUCAACUACAAGCAUAAGUGAACAUUAUGAACCACUAGACCUAUAUAGACAACAUAUUAAAUCUCAGAUUAUAUCUAGAAUUUGCAAAGGAGUUAAAAAUAGAAUUAAAGUAAUUUGAAAUUCAGAAUCACAAGUGAUAAAAAGUUAUUUAAAGCUGAAAUAGAUACAGAAUGGAAAAUUAAUGAGAUUACGAAAUCCCAUCAUGAGCUUUUGAUGUUAAUCAAUAAUAGCGAGGACAAUGGACAUGUUAAAUUCUUGGAUAGUGUGACUUAAAUAAUUCAAACAACCCAACCAUAACAAGCCGAAUUGUCACGCCAGGGCUUUACAUUCUGCACGUGCCUUCUUUGGAAUCGAAAGUGAGGCAAGGACUUUUAUUUUAUUCUUUUUUUUAACAAUGUGAUUAAUUCAUUUACAUAUUACGUCUGUCAAAAGGUGUUAUAAUGAAGAAUAUUCCAAUUUAAAUAUAAGCUAAAGCCAUUUUUUAAAAUAAUCCACGCUGAACGAAAUAAAGUAGUUGACUUGGCUAAAUUUAAGUAAUUGGAGCAAUAUUUAUUUCCAUCAAUUACUUGUGUAAAUGGUAAAUUUUUGAUAUCUAAUAGAAAGUACUCAUCACCAUAAGCUAUAGUUGAUAUCAAGUGGUAAAAAUUUUCGAAAGUAAGAUUCUGAUUCUGACUGAUCUAUGAUGAUAAUUAGAUAAAUCAAACCUUGGUUGAAAGGAGCAUAAAAAAAAUCCUGGGAUUGUAAUUUUGGCCGCUAGGCUUUUUAACCAGUUUCGUAUCUAGGGCAUUUGAAGUCCUUGUAAUCUUCACUUGAGGUUGAAUACGAGAGUGAAGUGAAAACGUGGAUGCCUUUAGGGGCCUGAAGAACGUGACCAAGCAGACUAGAGUACCUCUAGAAAAGUGUGGAGUAUAAUACGUCUUGUGAUUCGUGCAUAUUGGCCAUCACGGGGGGUUCCAAGUGUCACGAUAGUGAAAGGAAGAGUAGUUUUAAGACAGUACGAAUAACACCGUGUUAGAAGAUGGUUUAACUUGUAUAAUAUAACACUUUUUAAUGGUAUUGAUCAAUCCAGCACAUCACUUACUGAAAUAUUAUCAUUGGAUAUCUCUAUAUUUUCAGUAUCAACAUCAAUAGUCUAUUCGGAAUUCAGCCAAACAUUUACAUUUGAAUAAACGUCUGAAAAUUCUGCAAGUAGUUAAUCUAUUACCACAUGCUCCUAAGAAAGACGUGAAAGACGUAAACGUAGAUAAUUUCAAAAAUAGCUUCAGAAGAUUCUGGACUUGAAGCAAAGAAUAUGAUAAAAAUAACGAAAAAGUUGGAGAUCAGCUUAUAACUUUGAAUGAUCCAGGAGUCAACCUAUCAAUUGAUCAAAAAAGCAAAGCCUAUUCAAAGCUUUCAUUCAUACAAUCAUCUUCUAAAAGACUUCUUCAACGUUUUUUGUGUAAUUUUUUCCAAUUUCAAGUGUUAAAUUUAGCCAGUUUAAUCAUCUUGGUAGUUAUUAUUCAACUUCCGUGACUGAUUAACCAACAUCAUUUACUCAAUCAAGCUGGAUUGAUUGUUUUAACGUAAAUUAAACUUUAAAUAAGUGUUUUGUUCAAUUUUCCUGCAGUCUUUUAAUUGGCAUUGUCAGUAUAAUUAAACUCAAUACCAGAGUUUCCAAGUGAUUGUAAUAUUGUUGACUUUUUAUUUGAAUUUUGCAACGCAUAUACUUGGUGGUGUUGAUACAGAAAUGCAUCAGUGAAGUUGGUGUAUCAAUCAAAAAGAAUCCAAUUGGUGUUUAGUUACUGUUUCUGUAAAAUUAUCUUAUGUAAAAAUUUAGUUUAAGUGUUCAUUAGUAUUUUGCUGUUAGUUUAAGCGAUUCAUGAAAAAUUUUUCUAUGUAUGAAGUGAAGGCUGUCAUUUUUAUUGAUAAAUACCCGCAUUGUUGUUGUGUGCCAAUACUUUCAUAGUCAAUAGUUACUCAAUUUUCAUAUUGUAUCAUACACAUAGGUUUUGCUUGAAGUCUAUUAUCAUAAACUACCAACUCAGCAACCAAGUGACAGUACACAGUGGAAUAAAUUCAAGUAAAAAGUUACAUAUUAUUGAAUCAUCAAUGUUUUGCUCUUGCUCGCGACUGAUGAAAAUCGACAACAUGGAUUCGACAAGAGAUCUCAAAAGACUGCUUUAUGAGCGCACUGAAUCUCUGAAGCAUCGUGAUGAGCGAGUGGAAGCUUUAGAAAAAGCGUUAGCAGAAAAAGAAGCCACGAUUCGUUAUUUACAGAAUGAAAUUGAUAAAUUUCGUCAGAUUGUGGAAUUGUCUAUGCAUGCAGGACCUCUAAGUCCUAGUCAAAGAUCAAAAAGACAAGCUAUUUCUGCAGAACCUCUCAGAAAUGAUUCAAAACCUCUUGUUAAAUUCAACAAACCUCAAAGAUCUCGAGAUUUAAUAAAAGCGGCUAUUCUGGACAAUGACUUCAUGAAAAACCUAGAGCUGACACAAAUUAGGGAAAUCGUUGACUGCAUGUAUCCUGUAAGUUUUCCGGCUGGAUCAAUUAUCAUUCAAGAGGGAGAUGUUGGAUCAACGGUUUACGUUAUGGAAGAGGGAAAAGUGGAAGUGUCUCGAGAUGGAAAAUAUCUUAGCACUUUGGCACCAGUUAAAGUGUUGGGAGAAUUGGCUAUCCUUUAUAAUUGUAAGAGAACUGCAACGAUAACAGCUGCAACUGAUUGCCAACUAUGGGCCAUUGAUCGACAAUGCUUCCAAACUAUUAUGAUGAGAACUGGACUCUCCAGACAAGCUGAAUAUACCGAUUUUCUCAAGAGUGUGCCAAUAUUCAAAAACCUUCCAGAAGAAACUCUUAUCAAGAUUUCUGACGUCUUAGAAGAGACUUUUUAUAAUAAUGGAGAUUACAUAAUACGUCAAGGAGCUAGAGGUGAUACUUUCUUUAUAAUCAGUCGAGGUCAGGUGCGUGUGACUAUAAAGCAACCAGAUACAACAACCGAGAAAUACAUCAGAACAUUAGGAAAAGGUGAUUUCUUCGGAGAGAAAGCUUUGCAAGGAGAUGAUUUAAGAACUGCCAAUAUAAUUGCCGAUGAUCCUGAGGGUGUAAGUUGUUUAGUCAUAGAUCGAGAGACAUUUAACCAAUUAAUAUCAUCGCUGGACGAAGUUAGAACCCGAUACAAGGAUGAAUUGGUCGAGCGUAGAAGAUUGAAUGAAGAAUUCCGUGACCUUCGACUUCAAGAUCUCCGUUCUUUAGCAACACUUGGUGUUGGUGGCUUUGGACGAGUAGAAUUAGUCCAAAUAGCUGGAGAUAAUUCAAGAUCAUUUGCAUUGAAGCAAAUGAAAAAAUCCCAAAUAGUCGAAACUAGACAACAACAACAUAUAAUGUCAGAGAAGCGAAUAAUGGGUGAAGCUGACUGUGAUUUUGUCGUGAAAUUAUUCAAGACGUUUAAGGAUAGAAAGUACCUCUAUAUGUUAAUGGAAGCUUGUCUUGGAGGUGAAUUGUGGACAAUUCUCAGGGAUAAAGGCCAUUUCGAUGACAGUACUACAAGGUUUUAUACUGCAUGUGUUGUUGAAGCAUUCGAUUAUCUUCACUCAAGAAAUAUUAUUUAUCGAGACUUGAAGCCAGAGAAUUUAUUACUGGAUAGUCAAGGGUAUGUAAAACUGGUUGAUUUUGGAUUUGCGAAACGUCUAGACCAUGGUAAAAAAACUUGGACAUUCUGUGGAACUCCAGAAUAUGUAGCACCCGAAGUAAUUUUAAAUAGAGGUCAUGAUAUAAGUGCAGAUUAUUGGUCGCUAGGAGUGUUAAUGUUCGAACUUUUAACCGGAACUCCUCCAUUUACUGGAGCGGAUCCAAUGAAGACCUAUAAUAUCAUUCUGAAGGGUAUUGAUGCCAUAGAAUUCCCAAGGUCUAUUACAAGAAAUGCCACUGCUUUGAUAAAAAAAUUAUGUAGGGACAAUCCGGCAGAACGUCUUGGGUACCAGAAAGGAGGAAUUAGUGAAAUUCAGAAACAUAAAUGGUUUGAUGGAUUUAAUUGGGAGGGCUUAAGAGCAAGAACUUUAGAACCCCCCAUUAUGCCAAGAGUUCAAAGUGCUACAGAUACCACCAAUUUCGAUGAAUAUCCACCAGACUCAGAUCCUCCACCUCCAGAUGAUCUUUCAGGAUGGGAUAAUGAUUUUUAA
Chelonus insularis is the source of this 4248-nucleotide messenger RNA. It is a transcript of the gene for, whose product is annotated as cGMP-dependent protein kinase for. Gene Ontology annotation, molecular function: ATP binding; cGMP-dependent protein kinase activity. The coding region runs from base 2185 to 4248 and encodes 687 amino acids. The record is from RefSeq and is a predicted model, not a curated record. NCBI's taxonomy places the organism in Eukaryota, Metazoa, Arthropoda, Insecta, Hymenoptera, Braconidae. Gene Ontology annotation, biological process: protein phosphorylation. The transcript has 9 exons.